UUUCAAUAAAGGGUUGGCCUAUUUAAGAGGUAAAGCUAUAGGAAGAGAACAUAAGCUUAAGGGAGUCCAUAUUGCUUUGGGUCCAGCUAUCGGUCCAAUUGGCUUAAAAGCUGCUGGUGGAAGAAAUUGGGAAACUUUUGGCUCAGAUCCUUAUUUACAAGGAGUUCUUGGUGCUGCAACUGUAGAAGGAAUGCAAGAUGAAGGUGUUGUAGCUACCGCUAGACACUUAAUAGGAUACGAACAAGAGCAUUUUAGACAAGUAGGAGAGUGGGAAGAAAAUGGCUGGGAUUGUCUUGAAUCUGCUAUAAGUUCUAAUAUAGGGGAUCGAGCUAUGCAUGAAAUUUAUCUAUGGCCAUUCGCUGAUUUAGUACGUGCUGGUGUUGGAUCAGUAAUGUGUUCCUUCAAUAAAGUUAAUAAUACUUAUGCCUGCCAAAAUUCAUAUCUUAUAAACUAUCUUUUAAAAGAAGAACUAGGCUUUCAAGGAUUUGUGCUUUCUGAUUGGGGUGCUCAACAUUCCGGAGUUUAUUCAGCAUUGGCAGGUUUGGAUAUGACUAUGCCUGGAGAAAUAUCAGAUGAAUGGUUGACUGGAAAAUCGUACUGGGGACCAUUAUUAACAAGAGCUGUAUACAAUGGAACCUUAAGUCAAGAUAGGCUUAAUGAUAUGGCUAUGAGAAUAUUAGCUCCGUUUUUUUCUAUUGAUACAAUAUCUUUACCUACGGAAGAAGAUGAACCUAAUUUCAGUUCCUGUACUUUCCAUACAUAUGGCCAAGAAUUUGCUUAUCAACAUUUUGGACCAAUUGUACAAAAAAAUUGGCAUCAAGAUUCCCGGUCAGAAUUUAGUGAUAUAACUGCUUUGAGUGUUGCUAGAGAAUCUAUAGUUUUACUUAAAAAUGAUGGGCACAAUCUACCAAUAGCUAAAAUAGAUGGUGUUAGAAGAAUAUUUAUUGCGGGUAUUGCUGCAGGUCCUGAUCCGAAGGGAUUUAACUGUAAAGAUAAAAGAUGUGUUGAUGGUGUUUUAACAUCUGGUUGGGGAUCAUCUGCUGUUAAUGAUCCAUUCGUGAUAACUCCUUACGAAGCUAUCUCCAAAUUGGCUAGAGAGCAAGGUAUGGUAGUUGAUUAUAGCAAUGACGCUUGGGAGUUGGAUCACGUUCAAGAAUUAGCUGAUUAUGCAGAUUUGUCUAUUGUAGUUGUCAGUGCAGAUUCCGGUGAAGGUUACAUCGAAGUAGAUGAGAAUUUUGGCGAUCGCAAAAACUUGUCUUUAUGGCAUAAUGGCGAUAAGCUAAUAGAAACAGUUGCAGAAAAAUGCCGCAAAACGAUUGUCGUGGUAAAUUCAGUUGGUCCUGUGAAUAUGGAAAAAUGGAUAGAAAAUGAAAACGUAGUUGGUGUAUUAUAUGCGCCACCAUUGGGUCAAUUUGUUGGUCAAGCAAUUGCCGAAAUCUUGUUCGGAGUUAUUAAUCCUUCCGGUAAAUUGCCAUUUACAAUAGCAAGAAAAAAGCAACACUAUGUACCUAUAAUUGAUGAAUUAAAUGGUGAAAAGCAUCCACAAGAUAACUUUGAUAGAGAUAUUUACUUGGAUUACAGAUUUUUUGAUAAGCAUAAUAUCAAACCACGUUUCGAAUUUGGAUUUGGGUUAUCUUAUUCAAAAUUUAAGUUAUGCAAUUUAAGAAUAGAUGAAAUCAAUUCUCCUACGGAGUAUUUACCUUAUCCUGAAGAAUAUUUACCCAUUUAUAAAACAGUAGAAGAUGAUGUUUGCGAUCCUGAAGAUGCAUUAUUCCCUCAUGAUGAAUUUGAAGCAGUUCCAGGAUACAUAUACCCCUAUUUAUACAAUGAAAAUGUUCGAUCUAUCGAUGAUGGUGAGACAUUUGAAUACCCAGCUGGAUAUAAUCCAGAUCAGCCAAUUGCACCUCCAUUGUCAGGAGGAGGUUUGGGAGGGAAUCCAGAUUUAUGGCAAGUUUAUUAUAAUGUUAGUGUCGAAGUUAAGAAUGAAGGCAAACACAAAGGUGGCUAUGUUGGCCAGUUAUACAUUGAAUUACCGAGUACUAUUGUUCCUUCACCCCCUAAAAUAUUACGUGGAUUUGAAAAAGUAUUUCUUGAACCUGGUGAAUCUGCAAUUUUAUCAUUUAGUAUAACUCAUAGAGAUUUAAGUAUUUGGGAUACUUAUUCACAACAAUGGAUUAUCCAAACAGGUACUUACAAGAUUUAUGUAUCAAAUUCCAGUAGAAAAGUAGACCUUAGCGGUGAAAUUGAUAUCGGAUGCUAAUGCCGCUAAAAAAAAAGCUAUUGUUUGUAUAUGUAAACUUAAAUCUUUAAUAUAAAGUAGCCCCCUUUUUCAAUUACGAAUAAGGCUCAAAUUUUAAGUAUACAGUAAAAGUAAUGUAUCCUAGUUACCUCGUAUUCAACUACAUAAACUUACUUCUAUUUAAAAG
This is a messenger RNA of Scheffersomyces amazonensis, 2426 nucleotides long. RefSeq names its product Bgl22p (gene BGL22). Gene Ontology annotation, biological process: glucan catabolic process. Bases 191 to 2260 code for a protein of 689 amino acids. The record is from RefSeq and is a predicted model, not a curated record. The transcript has a single exon. Gene Ontology annotation, molecular function: beta-glucosidase activity. Lineage: Eukaryota; Fungi; Ascomycota; Pichiomycetes; Serinales; Debaryomycetaceae.